AUGGACCCCACUCACCACCUUCCUCUCCAAAUCCUCAGAUCCGACCCGACUCCUCCCGCCCCUAACCGAUCCGACCCGCUCGGAUCCGCCGUCGAUUGGCUCCCGGACUUCCUCGACCUCUCAUGGCUCGCCUACGGCGCCUCCUCCCUCCUCGUUGUCUCCCACUUCCCUUCCCCUCUCUCCGAAAACGAAACCGCCAUCGGUCCCAUUUUCCGGCAGGUUUUCGAGCUCUCCGGCGACCCCUCGGCGGCAGUUAAAGCAGUGUCGUGGUCGCCGGUGACGCCGUCGCUUGGUGAGGUCGCUGCCGCGGCUGAGAAUUGCGUUUGGGUGUUUUCGCAUGAUUCGGGGAGCUCCAAAGGUUCUUUUUGUUGGAGCCAGAAUGCAGUACUUGUACACUCUGCAAAGGUGGAGGCAAUUGGAUGGACGGGAUCAGGGGAUGGAAUUAUUGCCAGUGGCAUUGAGGUGGUUUUGUGGAAAAGAAAUGGUAGGUCUUGGGAAAUUGCUUGGAAGUUUAAAGCCGAACAACCGCAAAGUUUGGUCUCUGCAACUUGGUCUGUUGAAGGACCUUUUGCAACUGCUGCUUAUCAGAGUAAAUGGCUGAUUGAAGGUUUGUUGACUAAGGAGGCUAGCAAAUGCGUGUUAGUAUGCCAGCGAGAUGGCAAAUCUGAGUUUAUUAAAUCUGAGCUACAACAUCCUCGUCCCGUCUCAAUGAUUCAAUGGAGGCCAUUAACAGGAAUACCUUUAAGCAGAGAUGCAAAACAUCCAUCAAGGCAUGUGCUACUCACUUGUUGCUUAGAUGGAACUGUCAGGUUAUGGUGCGAGGUUGAUGAUGGACGGGCAAGAAAAGUUUCUAAGGACAUUAAUGAUCACAAAACCACAAGGUGGUCAUUUUCUGUAGCCGCUGUAAUCGAGAUAAACCAGGCACUGAAUGGCAUUUUGGGCAUUGAUAUUUAUGUUACGUGGGUGAUAGAAACUGGGGGUGUAUACAAAACUAGUGCGAGGGCUAAACAAUUAUUCUCUGCAAAAGGUUAUGAACAUGACCAGGUUGGUAAUUGUGAGUGGUUAGUUGGGUUUGGUCCUGGAAUGCUAGUGAAGUUUUGGGCUUUACACUGUCUCGAUGAUGUCUCCCCAGUAAGAUUUCCCCGGGUUACAUUAUGGAAGACACAAGAACUACAAGUCCUGGAACGUGGAGAUGUUCAUAGGACUGGACUUUCAAAUUUUAAAGAUAGAAUACCACUUAAUAAAGUUGUUAUCUCGAGGAACUGCUUGUCUGGUCCACCAGAAGUCUGCUCUUUGAUUCAGUUGUUACCUUGCAAUUCAUUGGUUUGGACACUGUUGUAUACUCAAACAUCAAAUAAUGUAGGGGAUCUUUCGCUUAAUAAACCUGGUACGGAGAACACUUUAUCAUGUUCAGCUGGUGGGCUCUUGAAUUUGGAUGGUCAUGCUGGAAGAAUCUUACAAGUGGCAGUACAUCCUUAUAGUUGUGAGCUUGAACUUGCUGUCUCCUUAGAUUCUGAUGGAUUGCUUCUUUUUUGGUUUUUCUCUACCAUUUCCAACCAUAUCUUGGGCCGUCCAACACUAAUUCCAACGUGGGAAAUCCGUGGGAAGCUUGCAACUCAAAGUUCAUGUUCCAGAUAUACAAGUGUGCGGUGGGCACCGUCAAUAGUAAAUGAAGUAGCUGUUCUUCUUAUGGGACAUGCUGGAGGAAUUGAUUGCUUUAUUGUAAAAAUUCAUCAGGAUGAGGAACAAAUUAUAGAAUGUCACUACUUAUGCACUAUACCUUUUACAGGUCAUGGUCCUUAUGAGGAUGGGCCCAACAGUAUCUCUGCAAUUCCUUUGCCUCCAACUUGUCAUGAAAUUCAAAGAUGUAGUAAAUUUAUGCUUAUAGGUGUAUGGAUGAAUGGGUUUGAAGCUCUUUCAUGGGAAAUCACCUUACAUACUUUUGAUCUAUCUGGAGGUUACUGUGACUGUGAUUUUGAGACUGGAUAUGGUCCUGACAGUAUGUGGGGAUUUGAAGGUACUUUCGCCAGUAUAAGAUAUUGUCUAAAAGUAAAUGCUUGCUCAUCGCAGAUACCUGAUCCAUACAUCCAUGAUGAGGUUACAAGUUUUGCUCUGGUCUGUCCAGGUAGUAUGAUGCGUAUUGAAAAGAAAUUGGGUCCUACUAUUGAUCAAUGCUCUAGUUGUCCUGCUUAUUUAAUGGCGACAGGCUGCUCAGAUGGUACUGUGAAGUUGUGGAGGAGUAGAAUUGAUAAACUAUCAAAUCCUAACAUUCCGUGGGAGCUUGUGGGAAUGUUUUUGGCACAUAAAGGCCCUAUUAGCACUGUAUGCUUGUCUGACUGUGGUCGGAAGAUUGCAACCAUCUGCAAGGAUUUUUCUUCUAAUACUGUUGGCACUCUUCAUAUAUGGAGUCCUAUACAUCUUGCAGGUGCAGGGUCUUUUAUGUUAGAAGAUACAUUAUCCUUUGAUCAAGAACUUGUUGCUCUGAAGUGGCUGCCUUUGGGAAAUGGUCAGUUACUACUUGGAGUUUGUACACUGCGUCAGUUGCGAGUAUAUUCUAUUGGGCGUUGUGGUGGUCAGGCUCUGUUAAACCCCGAAAAAUCAGUGAAAAAGAACAUCUGGGUUUGCAUUGCCUCUACUCAUACUUUCCCUCACAUUUGUGACUUCUUUUGGGGACCCAGAGCAACAGCCGUCUUUAUUCAUAAGAGUUACUUCUGUAUAAAUAGUCAGUGGUUGUUCCUUGUAGAUAAGAAACAUCUUGCUGAUAGUCAGUCAAAUGACAUGGCAGAAAGUUGCAUGCAUUCUGUGGGUGGAAUGAAAGAAGACACUAUUUCUGCAAUAUUCUUUGAUUGUGAACUUCAACAAUUUGAUAAAACAUUACUUAACGAGAGUAGAAGAGAUUGCAAGUCUGGUACACCAUUCAAGACUGAUUUGAAAAAGGACUAUCUAUCUAGCAGCUUGUUUGUAGCGAGCUCUCAACUGGAUUGCGCUUGGGGUACUAAGCUAGGUUUAUGGUCAAUGCUUGAAGUGCUGGAGAAGUUAAGUGGAUCUCUGCCGGUUUAUCACCCAGAGGCCCUCUUUAUGAAUAUCUAUUCAGGAAACUGGAAGCGCGCGUAUAUUGCAUUGAGGCAUCUUAAUGAUUUUCUCUCUUCUGCUUCUUCAUCUGGGAGCAAGCAUUACCCUUCAAAGUCUAGCAGUUUUGUUCCACAGAUUUUGUUGUCAACAUUUCUUGAUGGGAUUAUCUCAAAUGAUUCAAAUGUUAAAGGAUUUCAAUGGAGUGGUGAUGCAGUCACUUCAUCUUCUCAGUUGCAGAGAGACUUUGGCCAGUUUACAUACAGUUUGGACUCUCAUGCUUCCAAUAAUUUGUUCAGUUCAUCUUCAACAAAAUAUGGACUUGUUGAUUUUGUUGAUCAUCUAGAGAAGUUGUAUGAAUUAGCAGCUCUAACCAACACUGAGAGGAUGCAGAUUCUUGCUAUUUUUGAUCUUCUCAAUGAAAUGACUAAUUCAAACUCUGGUUCUCCAUAUGAAAGUCUGGACGAACCUGGACGGAGGUUCUGGAUUGCAUUGAGGUUUCAGCAACUACAUUUUUUCCGGAAGUUUGGUAAAUCAGUAUCCGUGGAGGAAUUGGUUGUUGACUCUAAGUUGAUUGUAUGGGCCUACCACUCUGAUUGCCAGGAAAAUUUGUUUGGAUCUUUCCUACCCAAUGAACCAUCUUGGCAAGAAAUGCGGAAUUUGGGUGUAGGAUUUUGGUUUACAAAUACAGCACAAUUGCGAUCAAGGAUGGAAAAACUAGCAAGGUUGCAAUAUCUGAAGAGGAAGGAUCCUAAGGAUUGUGCAUUGCUGUAUAUUGCACUGAAUAGAAUUCAAGUUCUAUCAGGACUUUUCAAAAUUAGCAAGGAUGAGAAGGACAAGCCUUUAGUCGCGUUUCUUUCACGCAAUUUUCAGGAAGAGAAAAACAAGGCAGCUGCCUUGAAGAACGCAUAUGUCUUGAUGGGUAGGCAUCAACUGGAGUUGGCUGUUGCUUUCUUUCUGCUUGGAGGUGAUACUUCUUCUGCUGUCAGUAUUUGUGCAAAGAACCUUGGGGACGAACAGCUUGCAGUUGUAAUUUGCCGGCUUACUGAAGGGCGAGGUGGACCAUUAGAGAGACACUUGAUUUCGAAGUCUCUAUUACCAUUUGCAACUGAAAGGGGUGACUCCUGGUUAGCUAGCCUUCUGGAGUGGGAGCUGGGGAACUACUGUCAAUCUUUUAUAAGGAUGCUUGGACUCCAGAUAAAUUCUGCAACUGAGAUGUAUGCGACUUUGUCCAAUGGUGGUGCUUUUUCAGACCCAAAUGUUGGUCUGUAUUGUCUAUUGCUAACAACCAAGAACAGCAUGAGGAAUGCUGUAGGGGAGCGAAAUACUGCAAUCCUCAGUAGGUGGGCAGUAUUUAUGACAGCUACUGCCUUAAAAAGAUGUGGACUUCCAAUCGAAGCUUUGGAGUACCUUUCAUCUGCCACAACCAUUUUUGGAGACACCGAUCAAGGGACUGUAGCAGACAUCGGGGAUUUUGAGAAGCUACAUGGAAUUCUGAAUCCUUCUCCAAAGAAUUCUUCAAAUUGGUUAUCAAGUAAUGUGGUAUCCCAUCUGGAGUUCCAUGCCAGAUUAGAUUUGGCACUUCAAUACUUAUCAACGUUGGUAAGAGAGCAUCCAAGUUGGCCAGACACUGUUGGUGCAUCUUCCAGAGCUAUUUCACAUAUAAAUGAGUGCGAGAAUCAUGAACAUGUAAAAGUUCUUCAGACUUUCCGCCAGAAAUUAUAUGCAGCAGUUCAUCAUUUGGAGCAGAAGUUUUCAGUUGUUCCUUUUCAUCUGAUCAGCAUGGCUACCAGAGAAACUUCCCUUUUAUGUUCACGCGUUAUUGCUGCCUGCAGCAUAACUUUCUCUAAACUGAAGCCAGAUUGUUUAGAAAAAAAUAUGUCUGGUGAUAUUGGACGUGCAUGCUCAAAUGCUUGGGAGUAUUACUUUCAAGGUCUUAUACUGUCAAUUCGGAGUUUAAGGAGUGCUUUGCAAAUUAUUUCUGUCUCGUCUACUGAAGACCUCAUCAUGAAACCCCUUGUCAUCAUUGAUUGGAUUGAGUAUUAUGUACAGUUUGCUUAUGCAUGGCUUCAAAACAACUCAAAUGUUCUCAUCCUAUUGAUGCAACCGCUGCUGAUCACAUUUACCAAUGGGCAUACACCUUAUGAAGUUGAUUUGCUUGAUCUGAAGAAAAUCCUCCUUCAGAUUGCAGAAUCGGUGCCCCAAAAUUCUUUGAUUGAUAAUGUAUGCACAGGCCUUCAGGGCUCUCAGGGUACUGAUGUAGAACAUUUAAUUCCACAAGAUGAAAGGUGGCAAAUCGUAGGGGUUUGUUUAUGGCAACACAUAUCCAGACUCAUGAAACAUAAGUCAGGUAUGUUAUCUAAUAAACUUGAUGACAGCUGUAUUUCUGGUAUUCCCCAUGGAAAAAAAUUCUCAUGGAUGCCUUGCUCUGAAAAUUUGGGUCCUGAUGACAACAGAGUAGAAGAACUGACUGGGUUGGUUUCAUUGUCCAUGGUUAAGUUAUUGAAGACCACACUUGCACAUGUUUCUUCUUAUCAUGUGAAGCGUCUAGUAUCACAUCUGCAGCAUAAGAUGGAUAAUGGGAUGCAUGUAAUGACUCUUGUUUGGUUAGAAGAUUAUAAGCAGUCUCAGACAAGAGGCCUCAAUCAGCAUUUGAAUCAGGAGAUGCUCAAAUUGGAGACAUUAGGUGAAAAGCAUGGAUCUGACAUAUUAUGGGAUACCUGUGCAGAUCCUAAAAUAAUAUCUGAGAGUUUCGCUCAGGAAAAAGUAAACUGGUUUCAGUCGCUUGAUCAUAAACCGUCUAAAGGAUGGAAUAACAUAUGUAGAGGCAUCACUACUGUAGAUGAGACCGAGGAAACUCAUAAUCGUGAACUUACACCUAAGAGUACUUCUGCCAGUAGCAGUGAAGCUGGAUUACCUUCUAGAAGUCUAUUUCGCAGUGGCCACUCCUUCCUUAGCGGAUGGCAGAAAGAUACAACCCUUACGAAGGAGAUCUCGCCUUUCCUGAACCCAAAAGAAAUAUAUAAGAGAAAUGGGGAGCUUUUGGAGGCAUUAUGUCUCAACUCUGUUAAUCAGAAACAAGCUGCUAUUGCAAGCAACCGAAAGGGCAUCCUAUUUUUUAAUUGGAAAGAUGAUAUGCAUGAUAGAGAUCAUUCAGACUUUGUCUGGUCAGAGGCUGAUUGGCCACUGAACGGGUGGGCUGGUUCUGAAUCAACCCCAGCCCCAACAUUUGUGUCUCCUGGUGUUGGUCUUGGAAUUAAAAAAGGAUCACACCUUGGACUGGGUGGAGCAACUGUUGGUGUGGGUUCUUUAGCAAGGUCGGCAAGAGACUUGACAGUUGGAGGAGCAUUUGGGAAUCAAGGAUAUCCUGGAAUGGCUGUGUCUGGUUUAGGUUGGGAGACUCGUGAGGACUUUGAGGAGGUUGUUGACCCACCACCUACUGUUGAGAAUGCAAACACAAGGGUUUUUUCCAGUCACCCAUCCCGACCUUUCUUCUUAGUUGGUUCCAGCAAUACACACAUUUACUUAUGGGAGUUUGGCAAGGACAAAGCUACUGCAACUUACGGAGUUCUGCCUGCUGCAAGCGUCCCUCCACCUUAUGCUCUUGCAUCGAUAUCUGCUUUGCAGUUUGAUCACUGUGGACACAGAUUUGCUACCGCUGCCUUAGAUGGAACUGUAUGCACAUGGCAGCUGGAGGUGGGAGGAAGGAGUAAUAUUCGGCCUACAGAAUCAUCUCUGUGCUUUAACAGUCAUGCAUCGGAUGUUGCUUAUGUCACAUCGAGUGGAUCAAUCAUUGCUGUGGCUGGAUAUAGCUCCAGUAGUGUUAAUGUGGUCAUAUGGGAUACAUUGGCUCCACCUACUACCUCACGAGCUUCCAUUAUUUGUCAUGAAGGUGGUGCGCGCUCGCUUUCUGUGUUCGACAAUGACAUAGGAAGCGGAUCUAUUUCACCCCUGAUUGUGACUGGUGGUAAAGGUGGUGAUGUUGGACUUCACGACUUCCGGUAUAUUGCUACUGGAAGGAGUAAAAGGCACAGGCAUACUGAUAAAGGUGAACAAGCUGUGAAGACAUCAUCAAAUAUUGACCAUCAUUCUGGGGAUGGUAACAGAUUUGGGGAACAAAAUCAGAAUGGGAUGCUAUGGUAUAUACCAAAGGCUCACUCAGGGAGUGUCACCAAGAUAUCCACAAUUCCAAAUACCAGUUUGUUCUUAACGGGAAGCAAAGAUGGAGAUGUUAAGCUUUGGGAUGCCAAGAGAGCUAAGUUGGUAUAUCACUGGCCAAAAUUGCAUGAAAGGCACACGUUUUUGCAACCAAGCUCUCGAGGUUUUGGUGGAGUAGUUCAGGCUGCUGUCACAGACAUAAAAGUUGUUUCAGAAGGUUUUCUUACAUGCGGUGGAGAUGGAACUGUAAAGCUGGUUCACCUUAAAGACCACCAAUAUUAGAAAUGAUGAAGUUGGUCACGAGCUACAUACAAGCAUGGCACCACUGCAGAAAGAAUUGCAUUUUGAUAAACCGUACAACAAGUUUUAGUUCAAACAAAGUGCGAGAUGCAUCCCGUAUUGGUCAAUUCUUUCUGGUCUCUGGCACAUGUAUAAACCGAGUGGACAUUUCAGAUGCCUACUGCUUGUAUACAAAAAGAUUGAAGUGAGACUCUUUGUUAUACAGCACAAGAAACUCAGGUUGAAGCAAGGGAGAGAUACAUCUCAUUGGUCCAUUGUUUCUGGUCACCAGAAAUUGCAGACCCAGUGGACAUAUCAGAUUCCUACUGCUUGUAUCCAAUUAGGUUCGAGCUUGGAGGUCCCCGAACCCUGAUAUACCUAUUUCGAAUGGCAAAAAAGUUGUCUUUGGCUUGAAAGUUUUGUCCCAUACGAUACGAUAGAAAAAAGAAUUGUGAUUGCGUGCUUCUUCAGACUGUUACUUUAAAGCUUGGAGAGAAAUUUUAUCAAUCAACUUUGUUGGAACGCAGGGAUGAUUGAAUGUCUGCGGUUAAUGCCUCUACAGCUCUCCUAUUUACUUUGAUGAGCUAAAGCACCAAGAAGAUUAUCCAAAUUUCCUGUAUAGUUUUCUUGUUCUUUUAGACAAUGUGUAUAAUUCACGUUUUUACUGUCAAAUACUGGAUUCUUAAUAGCUUUUGUAUAUUAGAACUUUAGAAGUUUAGAAUCUGUAUAGCGAUUUUCUUCAAAUAUAAAUGAAUUUUGAAUUUCUUUUCUG
Fragaria vesca subsp. vesca is the source of this 8278-nucleotide messenger RNA. RefSeq lists its product as uncharacterized. Gene Ontology annotation, molecular function: protein binding. Gene Ontology annotation, biological process: vacuolar acidification. Bases 1 to 7509 code for a protein of 2502 amino acids. Gene Ontology annotation, cellular component: RAVE complex. The record is from RefSeq and is a predicted model, not a curated record. The transcript is spliced from 16 exons. Lineage: Eukaryota; Viridiplantae; Streptophyta; Magnoliopsida; Rosales; Rosaceae.